Messenger RNA from Penicillium bovifimosum, 957 nucleotides. Its product is annotated as SCO family protein. NCBI's taxonomy places the organism in Eukaryota, Fungi, Ascomycota, Eurotiomycetes, Eurotiales, Aspergillaceae. Gene Ontology annotation, cellular component: mitochondrial inner membrane. Bases 1 to 957 code for a protein of 318 amino acids. The transcript has 3 exons. Gene Ontology annotation, biological process: intracellular copper ion homeostasis; mitochondrial respiratory chain complex IV assembly. The record is from RefSeq and is a predicted model, not a curated record. Gene Ontology annotation, molecular function: copper chaperone activity; copper ion binding.
AUGUCUUCUCCAAUGAGACUGGCAAGUGGCCUUCUAGGCCGAGCCACCCGCAAUUCUACUAUCGAAUCCGCCCCGACACAACGCAUCCUUCCUCUCCUUCGGAACAACGCCGUGCAAUGCCGAGCCUACAGCCAAGCACAACGUCCACGAUGCGAACAAAGCAUGCGUACCAUGAUAAACACACAGAAUAACUUCUCAACCUCCGCUUUCCGCGCAAAAGGCAAGACAAUGGGCCAGAUGAAACAGCGCAACGCGACCGGCCCAUUCUCGUGGAAGGCCGCGCUGCUUUUCGUGCUGACCGGCGCCGGAAUGACGCUGUACUUCCGGGUUGAAAAGGCCCGUCUGGAGCGGAAGCGCAUGACGGAGAUGAGCAAGGGCGUUGGCAAGCCGAAGGUCGGCGGUCCGUUCGUGUUGAAGGAUCUCGACGGGAAAGAGUUCACGGCAGAGGACCUGAAGGGGAAAUACAGCUUUGUGAGUGAUUUAUCGGAUGACUGGGAAGAAAUGAAAAGGGUCUACUUCGGCUUCACUCACUGCCCGGAUAUUUGCCCCGACGAGUUGGACAAAAUGGCCGAGAUCAUCGAGAAGGUCAAGGCCGCUACUAAGGAUGAGAAGCUCUUCAUGCCUGUUUUCAUUACUUGCGAUCCUGUCCGCGAUACCCCCGAGGUGCUCCGCGAGUACCUGAAGGAGUUCCAUCCCGGCAUUGUCGGUCUGACUGGCACGUACGAACAGAUUAAGCACGUCUGCAAGCAGUACCGUGUGUACUUCAGUACUCCUAAGGAUGUCAAGCCUGGCGAGGACUACCUCGUGGACCACAGUAUCUACUUCUACCUGAUGGAUCCCGACAACGAUUUCGUCGAGUGUAUCGGGCGCCAGGACACCCCCGAGUCUGCUUCCAAGGUCAUCUUAGAGCACAUCAAUGACUGGAAGCGGGAGGGAAAGCCUCUCAAGACGGAGUAA